Poecilia latipinna (sailfin molly) is the source of this 3518-nucleotide messenger RNA. Its product is annotated as insulin receptor-like. Lineage: Eukaryota; Metazoa; Chordata; Actinopteri; Cyprinodontiformes; Poeciliidae. Bases 1 to 3294 code for a protein of 1097 amino acids. The record is from RefSeq and is a predicted model, not a curated record. Gene Ontology annotation, molecular function: insulin receptor activity; ATP binding; insulin receptor substrate binding. Gene Ontology annotation, biological process: positive regulation of phosphatidylinositol 3-kinase/protein kinase B signal transduction; positive regulation of kinase activity; protein phosphorylation. The transcript is spliced from 20 exons. Gene Ontology annotation, cellular component: plasma membrane; axon; insulin receptor complex.
AUGGCGCAUGCAGCCGUCAGGGCCAGUGCUGCCAUGAGCAGUGCCUGGGUGGCUGCUCGGAGCCAGGGAACGCCACCAGCUGUGUGGCCUGCAGGAACCUCCAGCAUGGAAACAUCUGCAUGGACAAAUGCCCUCCUGGAUACUACGUUUUCCAAGGCUGGCGCUGUGUCAGCUUCUCUUUCUGCCAGGCUGACCUGUGAACCUUGUGCGGGCCCCUGUCCUAAAGCAUGCCAGGGAAAUAAAACGAUUGACUCUGUAACUUCGGCCCAGGUGCUAAGAGGAUGCACUGUCAUCGAGGGCAACAUGGUCAUCAAGAUCCGAGGAGGAACGAACAUAGCGGCCGAGCUGGAGGCCAGCCUUGGACAGAUCGAGGUCAUCAAAGGUUACCUGAGUAUUCGCAGAGCCUACGCGUUGGUCUCCCUCUCCUUCCUGCGAAAGCUACAUACCAUUAAGGGAGAGCAGCUUGAAGCAGAUAGCUACGCCUUUUACGCGCUUGACAACCAGAACCUCCGCCAGCUGUGGGAUUGGUCCAAGCACAACCUGACGAUCGAGCGAGGCCGCACGUUCUUCCACUUCAACUCUAAGCUCUGCAUGUCGGAAAUCAGAAAGCUGGAGGAGGUGACAGGAACCAAGGAGCGCAACCAGAAGAACGACAUCGCAGCUCGCACCAACGGAGACCAGGCCUCCUGUGAGAUGCAGCUGCUGAACUUCACGUCUGUCAAGGUGAGGGCCAACAUGAUCAUCCUGAAGUGGAAUUCGUUUUGGCCGUCGGACUACAGAGACCUGCUGGGAUUUAUGGUUCUCUACAAAGAGGCCCCGUACAAGAAUGUGACGGAGUUCGACGGACAGGAUGCGUGCGGCUCAAACAGCUGGGUGAUUGCUGACGUCGACCCGCCGCCCCGCGCCAACCAGGAAGAUCCAGGCUACCUCAUCCGGUCGUUGAAACCCUGGACCCAGUACGCCAUCAUGGUGAGAACCCAGCUGUCUGCGUCCGACGAGCAUCAGGUUCACGGAGCCAAGAGUAACAUCAUGUAUGUUCGCACGGACGCCUCAAAGCCCUCUGGACCUCUGGACCCCAUCUCAUCCUCGAACUCCUCAUCUCAGAUCAUCUUGAAGUGGAAGCCUCCCACCAGCCCCAACGGCAACAUCACCCACUACCGGGUCAUCUGUCACAAGCAGGAGGAGGACAGUGACCUCUACAAGUUUGACUACUGCCUGCAAGGAAUGAAGCUGCCGUCCCGCACCCCGACCCACCUCGACAGCGAAGACGAGCAGAAGUGGAACCGAACAGAGGAGCCCAACUCGGGGGGCGGGUGCUGCACUUGCCCAAAGACGAAAAUGGAGCUCGAGAAGCAGCAGAAGGAGAUAGCGUACCGCAAGACCUUUGAGGAUUACCUCCAUAAUGUCGUGUUUGAGAGCAAACAAAGUCGUCCACGACGCUCUGUGGAGAAUCCUGAGCCCGUCGAGUCCACGCACUUUUACUCCACAAUGUCCAGUCUGCAGACCACCACUGCCUCGUACAAGGAAGAAGAGAAGGACGAUAAGGUGGUGGAAAAUGUGUUUGGAAGGGAGUCAACGGUCAUAUCCAACCUGCAGCACUUCACCAGCUAUAAGAUAGAGAUCAUAGCCUGCAACCAUCCCACUGAGCCCAACCGCUGCAGCAUGGCCACCUACGUCAGCGCCCGGACCAUGCCGGAGUUAAAAGCAGACGACAUCCCGGGCCCGGUGACCCAUGAGAUUGUGAACGAAGAACCUCCCCAUGUGCUUGUGAAGUGGCACGAGCCUCCAUCGCCUAACGGCCUCAUCAUCCUUUAUGAGGUGUUCUACCGCAAGGUUGGAGACACGGAGCCCCACUCAAUUUGCGUGUCACGGCUGAGCUACGAGAAGUUCGGUGGCACAAAGCUCACCCUGCUGCAGCCUGGGAACUACAGCGUGGUCGUCCGGGCUACGUCGUUGGCUGGAAACGGAUCUUUUACAGAAACCACAUACUUCUUCAUGCCCAGCCCUGAUUCAGGUAUAGCUUUGAUUGUUUCCGCUCCGAUCGUCUCCUCCAUCUUGCUGUUGCUCGUGGGAGUCAUCGCCUUUUUUGCCUUCAAGAAAAGGCAAACUGAAGGUCCAUUAGGAGAUCUCAUCACCUCACCAAAUCCUGAAUAUUUCAGCGCCAAUGACAUGUAUGUUCCCGAUGAAUGGGAGGUUCCCCGGGAAAAGAUCACGCUGCUCCGGGAGCUGGGUCAGGGCUCCUUCGGCAUGGUGUACGAGGGAAUCGCUCAGGACAUCGUCAAAGGAGAACCGGAGACGCGCGUCGCCGUCAAAACUGUCAACGAAUCGGCCAGCCUGAGGGAGAGGAUCGAGUUCCUGAACGAAGCGUCGGUCAUGAAGGCCUUCAACUGUCACCACGUGGUUCGUCUGCUUGGAGUGGUGUCCAAAGGUCAGCCCACACUGGUGGUGAUGGAGCUGAUGACUCAUGGUGACCUGAAGAGCUACCUGCGGAGUCUGAGGCCAGACUCUGAGAACAACCCGUCGGGCUCCCCGCCGCCCACUCUGAAAGACAUGCUCCAGAUGGCAGCAGAGAUCGCAGACGGCAUGGCCUACCUCAACGCCAAGAAGUUUGUGCACAGAGACCUGGCGGCCAGGAACUGCAUGGUGGCGGAGGACUUCACCGUCAAGAUCGGAGACUUCGGAAUGACGCGGGACAUUUACGAGACAGACUACUACCGCAAAGGAGGAAAGGGCCUGCUUCCUGUCCGGUGGAUGGCUCCGGAGUCUCUGAAAGACGGCGUGUUCACCGGCCACUCCGACUGCUGGUCGUUUGGGGUCGUGCUGUGGGAAAUCAGCACGCUAGCAGAGCAGCCUUACCAGGGCUUGUCCAAUGAGCAGGUCCUGAAGUUUGUGAUGGACGGAGGGUUCCUGGACCGACCCGACAACUGCCCCGAGAGGAUGCACAGCCUGAUGCAGAUGUGCUGGCAGUACAACCCCAAGAUGCGGCCGACGUUCCUGGAGAUCAUCGAGAUGCUGCGGGACGACCUUCACCCGACCUUCCAGGAGGUCUCCUUCUUCUACAGCGAGGAGAACAAAGUCCCCGAGACGGAGGACUUCGACCUGGACCUGGACAACAUGGAGAGCAUCCCCCUGGACCCGUCGUCUUAUUCCCAGAGGGAGGAGAGCUUAAGCAGAGACAGCGGGCCCUCGGUGGCCCUCAGGGGGAACUACGAGGAGCAUGUCCCCUACACACACAUGAACGGUGGCAAGAAAAACGGGAGAAUCCUGUCGUUGCCCAGAUCGAGUCCUUCCUAACACCUCCUGCCCCCCGAAAAGACUUAGCAACACUUCCCUCGCCCCCACACCUCCCGUCUUUCAGUCCAUUUUUCUGUACCCUGCAACCAUUUUCUAACGAUUUUCUUACUCUUAGAGAAACUCUUCAACAAAAAAAAAAACGACAAAGAAAAAAAAAAAAAGACACGGAUCUCAGGACUUUGAAUUUUCUUCCUCACGGCUGCCAAACCAAGGCAAGCAAGGGA